GCUAUCUUUUCUUUUACGCCCGUUUGCUGUUAUGGCUCGCACCAAGCAGACCGCCCGCAAGUCCACCGGCGGCAAGGCCCCGCGCAAGCAGCUGGCCACCAAGGCCGCCCGCAAGAGCGCCCCGGCCACGGGCGGCGUGAAGAAGCCCCACCGCUACCGGCCCGGCACCGUGGCGCUGCGCGAGAUCCGGCGCUACCAGAAGUCGACCGAGCUGCUGAUCCGCAAGCUGCCGUUCCAGCGCCUGGUGCGCGAGAUCGCGCAGGACUUCAAGACCGACCUGCGCUUCCAGAGCUCGGCCGUCAUGGCCCUGCAGGAAGCCUGCGAGGCUUACCUCGUGGGUCUGUUUGAGGACACCAACCUGUGCGCCAUCCACGCCAAGCGUGUCACCAUCAUGCCCAAGGACAUCCAGCUGGCCCGCCGCAUCCGUGGCGAGAGAGCCGCUUUUAAAGACAUUGGCCGUACGAUAAAAUGCAAUGAAGGGGUUGGAGCCUUUGAGCUUGUUGUGAGUUCGGAGCGCUCACUUGGAGCUGGUGUACUUGGUGACAGCCUUGGUGCCCUCGGACACGGCGUGCUUGGCCAGUUCCCCGGGCAGCAGCAGGCGCACGGCCGUCUGGAUCUCCCGGGACGUGAUGGUCGAGCGCUUGUUGUAAUGCGCCAGGCGCGACGCCUCGCCCGCGAUGCGCUCGAAGAUGUCGUUCACGAACGAGUUCAUGAUGCCCAUGGCCUUGGAGGAGAUGCCCGUGUCGGGGUGCACUUGCUUCAGCACCUUGUACACGUACACCGAGUAGCUCUCCUUGCGGCUGCGCUUGCGCUUCUUGCCGUCCUUCUUCUGCGCCUUGGUGACGGCCUUCUUGGAGCCCUUCUUCGGGGCGGGCGCGGACUUGGCGGGCUCAGGCAUAGUGAAUACAAACUAAAGGCAAAUACUUCCGCAUUCGUCAAGGCAUUUGAACAUGUCAACCAAUCAGGAACAUCUCGCCUCUAUAAAAAGGAACCCACAGGCUUCUCUUUCCUAUCUCCUGCUUUCUUUGUAACCAUGGCUCGUACCAAGCAGACUGCCCGCAAGUCCACCGGCGGCAAGGCCCCGCGCAAGCAGCUGGCCACCAAAGCCGCCCGCAAGAGCGCCCCGGCCACGGGCGGCGUGAAGAAGCCCCACCGCUACCGGCCCGGCACCGUGGCGCUGCGCGAGAUCCGGCGCUACCAGAAGUCGACCGAGCUGCUGAUCCGCAAGCUGCCGUUCCAGCGCCUGGUGCGCGAGAUCGCGCAGGACUUCAAGACCGACCUACGCUUCCAGAGCUCGGCCGUCAUGGCCCUGCAGGAGGCGAGCGAGGCCUACCUGGUAGGUCUGUUUGAGGACACCAACCUGUGCGCCAUCCACGCCAAGCGUGUCACCAUCAUGCCCAAGGACAUCCAGCUGGCCCGCCGCAUCCGUGGGGAGAGGGCUUAAAUUCCUUCGAAGAAUCAUAAACCCAAAGGCUCUUUUCAGAGCCACCUA
Molecule: messenger RNA, 1492 nt
Organism: Apodemus sylvaticus (European woodmouse)
Lineage: Eukaryota; Metazoa; Chordata; Mammalia; Rodentia; Muridae
Exons: 4
Coding region: 32-1444 (470 amino acids)
Cellular component (GO): nucleosome
Molecular function (GO): structural constituent of chromatin; protein heterodimerization activity; DNA binding
Source: RefSeq, a predicted model, not a curated record